Saccostrea cuccullata (small rock oyster) is the source of this 2264-nucleotide messenger RNA. Its product is annotated as cAMP-dependent protein kinase catalytic subunit 1. The transcript is spliced from 10 exons. The record is from RefSeq and is a predicted model, not a curated record. Gene Ontology annotation, biological process: protein phosphorylation. Gene Ontology annotation, cellular component: nucleus. NCBI's taxonomy places the organism in Eukaryota, Metazoa, Mollusca, Bivalvia, Ostreida, Ostreidae. Bases 140 to 1366 code for a protein of 408 amino acids. Gene Ontology annotation, molecular function: ATP binding; protein serine/threonine kinase activity.
AGCGUGUUUACUGUAAUUUAAAGGCUAAAAAUACCUUCUCGUACAAGGCGGAGGAAUAUUUUCAUGUUUAACAAAGAAAGUUUGGAAACUGAGUGAAUUGUGAAAAUUUAAAACUUUCAAGUGAGUCGAUAAUCGAAAAAUGGACUUAUUUUUCGAUUUGUUCGACUCAGAGAAGAAGAGAAGGGCAAAUACUGACCCCCGAUUAAGGACAGGGAGUGGUGGGGAACUACCCCCUCUUAGGAGGGAGAGGGGGCAUCAUGUGUUAAGUUUUAGGAAGUAUGACAAUACCAGGGAGUCCACUCGAAUUCGUGACGAGCGGAUGCGUCGUGAACUUCAUCGUUUGUACCUCUGGGACGUCAAAGAAUUUUUGGCCAAAGCCAAGGAAGAAUUCCAAAACAAAUGGGACCACCCUGGUCAAAACACUUCUUGUCUAGAUGACUUUGACAGAAUUAAGACCCUAGGGACAGGGUCAUUUGGAAGGGUAAUGUUAGUACAACACAAAGCCAACAAAGAAUUUUAUGCCAUGAAGAUACUAGACAAACAAAAGGUAGUGAAAUUAAAACAAGUUGAACAUACCCUGAAUGAGAAGAAGAUUUUACAGGCCAUACAGUUCCCAUUUCUGGUUUCUUUAGAUUUCCAUUUUAAGGAUAAUUCUAAUCUGUACAUGGUGUUAGAGUUUGUGACGGGUGGUGAAAUGUUCUCACAUUUGAGGAGGAUUGGACGGUUUAGUGAGCCACAUUCCCGGUUCUAUGCGGCCCAAAUAGUAUUGGCAUUUGAAUAUCUUCAUUAUCUGGAUCUCAUAUACCGAGAUCUCAAACCUGAGAAUUUACUUAUAGACUCCCAAGGUUAUCUGAAAGUGACAGAUUUUGGAUUUGCCAAGAAAGUGAAAGGAAGAACAUGGACCCUUUGUGGUACCCCAGAAUACCUCGCUCCAGAAAUCAUUCUUAGCAAGGGCUACAACAAAGCAGUGGACUGGUGGGCAUUAGGUGUACUAGUGUAUGAAAUGGCAGCAGGGUAUCCCCCAUUCUUUGCAGAUCAACCCAUCCAAAUCUAUGAAAAAAUUGUUUCAGGAAAGGUGCGGUUUCCCUCACAUUUUAGCCAUGAUUUAAAAGACCUUCUGAGGUACUUACUACAAGUAGAUCUGACAAAGCGAUACGGCAAUUUAAAGAAUGGUGUCAAUGACAUCAAAAACCACAAAUGGUUCUCAGCAACAGACUGGAUUGCUAUAUACCAGAAAAAGGCAAACGCCCCUUUUGUUCCAAGUUGCAAAGGACCUGGGGAUGCCAGCAAUUUCGAUGAUUAUGAAGAGGAACCACUCAGAAUAUCUUCCACAGAAAAGUGUGCAAAAGAGUUUGCUGACUUUUGAACUAAUACACAUUAGGAUGCUGAAUGUUUUUAUGACUGGGAUACAGACCUUAAAAAAUAUUCAUGGAUCUCUAUCCCACAUGUGCAAUACACACAUGAUAAAAUGGAUACUGAAUGUGUGUGUGAGAGAGGAGUGCAUCUCAUGGACACUGUGAUAGUGAGGCAUUGCUCCAUCUACUGCUUAAAGGCCAGGCCCUAGUGCUAGGACUAGUCCAGCCAUUAUUUAUUGGUGUUAUUUGUCUUGUAUGUGUAAUUCUCAGAUGGAAUGAUUUUAACUUACACAGUUUAUUUGUAACCUUGAAGCUUUAUCUAUUUUCAGCAUUUUGUGUACAAGAGAGAAACACGAAAUCCUUUUAUAAAUCAUAUUGCAUUAACACGUUUCAUACGGUUGAAAUAGUGUGAAUGGAAUUUACUUUUAUUAGCAGGACACAUAGAGAUUUGGUAUAACAGUGGUUGCCAAAAAUUGUAUUCAAUUGUUAUUAAAUGUUUCAAGUGAUGACAUACUCAUAUUGACAGUUACUUCAUUGACAUUUCUCGUUUUCAAUUACAGUGUCAAUCAACUGAACUUUUCCUUUGGCUUUUAGAUUCCUUGAUAGUUGUUUUAUUGCAAAUUUAUUAAAAAUUUAUAUAUAUAGAUCUGCAAUAUAAACCAAUUUAAGAUAUUUUUUUUGUGAAUUAGAAAUGUUGUCUUUUUUUAUUGCAGUCGUACAUUGCUGAAAAUGUAUGGUUGCAAAUCAGUUUGUUAGCUUUAUGUUAGAAUGUGUUGCCGUAUGUGUAUAUUUUAAGUUUGUAAUUUCAGAUAUGCAUUUACUGAAAAUUGCAUAAAGAGUAUCUUUAUAUUUAACAUAUAAAAUUUUGUUUUAAAAUUUUAAAGGUAAUUCAAGAUAAAAAUCAAUCCA